AUGGCGCUGGCGCGGGAUCUGGAGCAGGCGAAGCGAGAGACGCAGUCGGCGGAGGCGCGCGCGAGGAAGCUCUCCGGAUUCGUCGACGGCCACGCGCUCGCGCGGCGGCAGCAUUCGAAAGUCCACGACGACGCCGUGGACGCCGCCGCGAAGGAGCGCGUCGCCGGGGAGGUCGCAGCGCGGCGCGCGGUGCGCGCGGAGAGCGAGCGCGACGACGCGCGCGCGCGAUCGGCCGCAUCGGAGCGCGUCGUCGAGGCGCUGACGACGACGAUCGCGACGGCUGAAAAGGCGUCGGCGGCGAAGACGCGGGAACUCGAGUCGACGCGCGCGGAGCUCGAGUCGACGCGGACGCGCGCGGAGGCGACGUCGACGACGCUCGCGGCGUCGACGCGCGAGGCGCGCGACGCGCGCGAGGCUCUGACGCGCGCGACGCGGACGCUCGAGGCGUCGAGAGCGACGCGCGAUGAGAUCGCGCGCGAGCUUCGCGAGUGUCGGAAAAAGUCGGACGAAGCGUCCGACGCGCGCGACCGGCUUUCCGCGACGCUCGCGGCGACGUCGGAGGACCUGCGCGUCGCGCUCGAGGCGCGCGACGCGUCGCGCGCGUCGCUGACGAUCGCGCGCGCGGACGCCGAGCGGCACGAGGCGCGAUGCCUCGAGCUCGACGCCGCGGUCGCGGCGGCGGCGGCGGCGGCGGCGGCGCGAAAAGACGACGACGAGAGUGCGCGCGCGGCGGCGACGACGCGCGUUUCGGAGCUCUCCGACGCGCUCGCGCUUUCGCGCGAGGAGAUCGCGCGCGUCGGGCGCGCGCUCGACGCGUCGACGCGCGAGGCGGCGCGCGCUUCAACACGCGCGGCGACGUCGGCGCGCGAUUCCGUCGCCGCGCGCGCGGACGCCGCGAGCGCGCGCGACGCGCGCGACGCGCUCGUGAAGCGCGUCAACGCGCUCGAGGCGACGCUCGCGGACGCCGUGAGCGCGCGCGACGCGGCGCGCGCGACGCUCCGCGCGACGCGCGACGACGCUGCACGCGCGACGACGCUGCGCGAGCGCUUCUUCCGCGAGCUCGACGCGCGCGCGCGACGCGCGGAGGCGGAGGUGAUACGCCUGUGUCGGAAGCACGACGACGCGAGCCGGCUGGCGUUCGGAAAUCGCGCCGCCGUCGAUCGGUCCGCGGACCGGGCCGGGGAGCUUGAAGCGGAAGACGAGGAGGUCUUCCAGGAGUGCGACGACGACGCGCGAUGA
Molecule: messenger RNA, 1239 nt
Organism: Micromonas pusilla CCMP1545
Lineage: Eukaryota; Viridiplantae; Chlorophyta; Mamiellophyceae; Mamiellales; Mamiellaceae
Exons: 1
Coding region: 1-1239 (412 amino acids)
Source: RefSeq, a predicted model, not a curated record